Messenger RNA from Microthlaspi erraticum, 3108 nucleotides. NCBI's taxonomy places the organism in Eukaryota, Viridiplantae, Streptophyta, Magnoliopsida, Brassicales, Brassicaceae. The record is from the annotation of a GenBank genome assembly.
AUGGAGCUUGGACAUUUGUUCUUAGAAGAUCUUCCGCCUUAUGAACCAUCUCCUCAUGAGCUCCUGGAAUCACAGAAGAAAGCAAUUAUGAGAGAACUAUGCAAUGAGAGAAAUCUUGGAAAACUAAAGGGUGUCUGGGAGAAGGGUCAAGAUAAAAAAAUUCCAAAGGCAAUUCUCCAUCAGUUGUUUAGGAAGUCAGGGUGGGAAGCACCAACUUUCAAUAAAGUAACAGGAGAAGGAAGUAAUUAUUCAUAUACUAUAAGUAUCAUGUGUAAACCUGGUGGAUAUGGUAAAAGCAGAGAACCUGGGGGUCUAUUAACUUUUAAACUUCCUCAUCAUCGAGUUGAAGAUUUUGAAUCCAUCGAGGAUGCACAGAACAGGGUUGCAGCAUUUGCUAUACAUAAGCACUUUCCUGAUUUGCCUGUUCACUUUGCACUUACUGAGCCUUAUGCCUCUCUAGUUUUGAUCUGGAAACAAGAGGAAUCGUUGGGUAUACAAAGCAGUGAAGAAGAACGAAGAGCAAAGUUUGUUGACAGCUUGUUUGAGGCAGAGAAUUUCAGCUUGAACACUUCGUCUAAUGGCAGACACAAUCCACUUUCAAUGGUAGACUCAUGUGUCAAAGAGAAUGACGACUUGGCUGUUGUCAAAUCUAACCAUAGAGCUAAAAGAGACUUUUCCGUGAAAGCUGAGUGUUCUUAUCUCAAACGGAAACAAGAAAACAUCAAGAGAAUGCAGAAGUAUAAGGACAUGUUGACAACAAGAGCUUCUCUUCCCAUAUCAGAAGUGAAGAAUGGCAUUCUGCAACAUCUAAAAGAACAAGAUGUCUUGGUGGUGUGCGGAGAAACAGGAUCUGGAAAGACUACUCAGGUUCCACAAUUUAUAUUGGAUGAUAUGAUCGAUUCGGGGCGUGGUGGAUACUGUAAUAUCAUAUGCACACAACCUCGGCGGAUGGCAGCUAUCUCUGUUGCACAAAGAGUUGCUGAUGAGCGCUGUGAAGCCCCUCCUGGAUUAGGUGACUCCUUGGUUGGUUUUCAGAUUCGUCAUCAAAGUGCAAGGAGUAGCAAGACAAGGCUGCUGUUUUGUACUACUGGCACUCUACUGAGGAAACUUGUAGGAGAUAAUGCCUUGAAAGAUGUUACACAUAUUAUAGUCGAUGAAGUGCAUGAGAGGUCUCUUAAGAGUGAUUUUCUUCUCAUCAUUUUGAAGAGACUGAUUGAGAACCAAUCACCUAAACUGAAAGUUAUCCUUAUGUCCGCUACUAUUAAUGCAGAUAAGCUCUCAAGUUAUUUCGGUCAGUGUCCUGUAGUUACGGCUCAAGGACGAACUCACCCGGUUACUAGUUACUUUCUUGAGGAGAUUUAUGAGAAGACUAAAUACAUUCUGGCUCAAGAUUCUCCUGCUGCCCUAAGAUCUGAUACAUCCAAUAACGAUGAGAUUGGUUCUGUAAAGAUCCCUAGGGGAAAGAAGAAUCUUAUGUUGGCUGGUUGGGGAGACAAUGAAUUGGUUUCAGAGGACUGUGUUAACUCGUCUUAUGUGUCCAGUAACUACGAAUGUUACAGUGACCGUACUAAAGAGAAUCUGAAAAGGUUAAAUGAGAAUGUUACUGACUACGAGCUUCUUGAAGAGUUGAUAUGCCACAUUGAUGCUACUUGUGAGGAAGGAGCCAUUCUUGUGUUUCUCCCUGGAAUGUCGGAGAUUAACAUGUUACUCAAUAGGUUAGCUGCUUGCUAUUGUUUUCGUGGACCUUCUUCUGAUUGGCUUCUUCCUCUACAUUCUUCUAUUGCACCUAAAGAACAGAGAAAAGUGUUUUUGCACCCUCCUAAAGGCAUACGGAAGGUUAUUGUAGCUACAAAUAUUGCAGAGACCAGUAUAACCAUUGAUGAUGUUGUGUAUGUGAUUGAUAGUGGCAAACACAAGGAGAAUCGCUAUAAUCCACAGAAGAAGUUGUCAAGCAUGGUGGAAGAUUGGAUAUCUCAAGCAAAUGCAAGGCAAAGAGCAGGAAGAGCAGGACGUGUUAAACCUGGACAUUGCUAUUCAUUGUACACACGACAUAGGUUUGAGAAGCUCAUGCGUUCCUAUCAGGCUUUGGAACCUCCGAGUGAAGUUUCUAUAAUCUAUGCAAUCUCAUUGUUGCGCAAGGUCGGUGCUGUUGAAGGGGACGAAGAGUUGACACCACUUGGACAUCAUUUAGCAAAACUUCCUGUUGAUGUGUUGAUCGGAAAGAUGCUGUUAUAUGGUGGCAUUUUUGGUUGCUUAUCACCUAUUCUCUCGAUUGCUGCUUUCUUGAGCCACAAAUCACCAUUUGUGCACCCCAAAGAUGAGAAGCAAAAUGGGCAUCAGGUGAAACUUGCUCUUUUGUCUGAUAAGCCCGCGAGUUCUAGUAAUAUGAACAACAAUGACAGACAAUCGGAUCACAUCCUUAUGAUGGUUGCAUAUGAGAAGUGGGUAAAGAUUCUGCAUGAGCAAGGAAAUCAAGCUGCAGAGAGGUUCUGUGAUUCAAAGUUUUUGAGCAGCUCAGUGAUGCGGACGAUAAGAGACUUGAGAAUAGAGUUUGGCAAUUUACUUGGUGACAUGGGGCUCAUCAAUCUUCCUAAUAGUAGAACAGGCGAGGCUAUAAUAUGCGCAGGGUUAAGUCUUAAUAUCGCAGAAGGAUUGGUUAACCGUUUAACGAAGCCAGAAAAACAAACGCAGCGUUAUGCAGUAUGGCAUGAUGGAAGAAGAGAAGUCCAUAUCCAUCAAACCUCUAUAAACAAAAACUGCAAAGCUUUUCAAUACCCUUUCCUUGUCUUCCACGACAAGGUUGAAUUAAAGAAAGUCGUAUAUCUGCGAGAUACAACCGUUGUUUCUCCUUUCUCUAUUCUACUUUUUGGUGGCUCAGUCGAUGUUCAUCAUCAGAGUGGAUCAGUGACGAUUGAUGGGUGGUUGAAGCUAGCAGCACCAGCUCAGACCGCGGUUUUGUUCAAAGAGCUUCGGUUAACCCUACAUUCUAUUCUCAAAGAUCUUAUCCGAAAACCUGAGAAAUCAGGAAUAGUCCACAACGAAGUCGUCAAAUCUAUGGUCCAUCUUCUUAUCGAAGAAGGCAAAACCGUGAGACACAUGACGAAGUAA